This is a messenger RNA of Pomacea canaliculata, 2055 nucleotides long. Its product is annotated as glutamyl-tRNA(Gln) amidotransferase subunit B, mitochondrial-like. Gene Ontology annotation, molecular function: glutaminyl-tRNA synthase (glutamine-hydrolyzing) activity. The transcript is spliced from 12 exons. Lineage: Eukaryota; Metazoa; Mollusca; Gastropoda; Architaenioglossa; Ampullariidae. Gene Ontology annotation, biological process: mitochondrial translation; glutaminyl-tRNAGln biosynthesis via transamidation. Bases 11 to 1732 code for a protein of 573 amino acids. The record is from RefSeq and is a predicted model, not a curated record.
GGUGUUAUUUAUGUUAUUUAUUUGUUUUGUGUACUUGAGGCCGACAACAACAUCAGCGCUACUUACUUCCCUUGCCAACAUGGCGGCAACCAUCGCGAAAUAUGCGCUGACUUCGCGCACCUGCACAGUGUGUAAAAGGCUUCAUCGAUCACAGUUUCACACAAAUAGCAAGCUGAAAAAUGUCGUCAGUACUGAUUGUAUAUCCACGUUGCCAAGAAAAUCAGAGUGGAAAAGCGUUGUAGGCCUGGAGAUCCAUGCACAGAUUGCCACAAAAAGCAAGCUGUUUUCAGGUGCAUCAACUCAGUAUGGAGCUCCUGUUAACUCACAAGUUUCUAAUUUUGAUGCGGCGCUUCCAGGCACUCUUCCUGUGCUGAACAGGAAGUGUGUGGAAGCAGGUGUAUUGACUGCCUUGGCUCUUGGCUGCACAGUCAAUCCCAUUUCUAGAUUUGACAGGAAACAUUACUUCUAUGCAGAUCUUCCUGCUGGAUACCAGAUCACUCAGCAGCGGCAGCCGCUUGCCCAGAAUGGACGUGUUGACUAUCCUCAUCACAUUAAAGGAGCUGGACAUAAUUCUGUCAUGGAGUUGAGAUCAUGUCAGAUCCUGCAACUGCAGCUGGAACAAGACAGUGGGAAGUCACUUCACAAUCACUGUGACAAUAUCAGUCUCAUUGACCUCAACAGGGCAGGAGUGGGAUUGAUGGAGCUGGUGACAGAACCUGAUUUGAGGGACGGGGAAGACGCUGCAAGCUUUGUUCAAGAACUGCAGUUUAUUCUGUGUGAAAUUGGCACCUGUGAUGGCCGUAUGCAAGAAGGAUCAUUGAGAGUAGAUGCAAAUAUUUCUGUGCACAAGCCAGGCCAACCGUUUGGGGUUCGAACUGAAGUGAAGAACAUAAACUCUAUAAGAAAUGUCAGUAAAGCUAUAGACUUUGAAAUUCAGAGACAGAUUGAAAUACUAGAGGCUGGGGGUAAAAUUGAAAAUGAAACUCGCUCGUUUGAUGCUCAAAUAAGUAAAACAGUUUCUAUGAGGGAUAAGGAAAAGGUGCUAGACUAUCGCUUUAUGCCAGAACCCAAUCUGCCACCACUUUGCUUGUAUAAAAGGGAGAGUGUUCCCCUAGGCACAGACCUAGACUCUGUAGUUAUUGUUGAAGAUGUGCAGGCAUGCUUGAAGGAACUACCAGGGGAGACAAGAAAGCGAAUCACAGAAAUAUAUGACAUUCCUUUAGGAGCAGCAUCUGCACUUGUGAGAGAGGACGGCCUGGUGCAUUUAUUUGAAUCACUGAUGAAGAAACCAUCAAGAGAUAAGGAGGCUGUUAUCAACGUUUUGCUAAAUGCAUUUGUGGGUCUGCUUCGCGCACAGAACUGUAAAGCUUCUGAAUGUCCCAUCCCUUUGGAAUCGUUAGGAGAAAUAUGUGAUCUGGUUGCUUCAAAGGACAUUUCUAGGGCUGUCCUGCAAAAGCUGCUGGUAGUCCUGUUCAAAAGUCCACAGCUGGGAGUGACAGAGAUUUUAGACAGAGAACAUUGGCAUAUAAUUAAGGACAGAAGCAUUAUUGAGAAGACUAUCACUGAGAUUUUGGACACAAAUCGAGCAUUGUUGAAGAAGGUGCUAAAACGAAGAGAUGAAAGUUCUAAUGCUAUCAUUGGUCCAGUACAGAAGAAACUAGGCGGGCUGGCAGAUUUGCAGACUAUUGUUGAAGUUCUUCAGGACAUUUUGGAUAAACGUGGCAGAACUUGAGACUACUUUUGUAUGCAGUCUGGUAUUGAAUGGAAACAUGAGUAAUAAUUGACUAAUUACAAAAUAUUUAUUUUGAUCUUGGUAUGAUAUGGUGAAAUCGAUAUUGCGAAGCAGUUUGCAUUGGUCUGUUGUGCACAAGAACUCUGUAGCUUAUGAAUCUGAGUGCUGACAAGAAUAAAAAUACAUUAUAACAUCACAUGCUCAUUUCAGUUUCAAUGCAUCUAGCCAUAAUGGAACAAAUGACAAGAGUGAGAGCAUUUGUUUGUGAGAGAUUGUGUGUGUGCCAGCAUUUUGUGGAAAUUAAACUGCAGUACAUGUUAACA